AUGCAUACAAUUACAAAUGGUGGCCAAGUGGAUGCUCCUGUGCUUCAGAUCUUGGGAUUUAAGCUGCUUCAGAGUGACAAGUCAGAACGAUACCGGCUGCUCAUCUCAGAUGGCAAACACAUGAACAGCAUGGCAAUGCUGGCAACCCAGCUCAACCACAUGGUCACUGAUGAUCCGGGCUGGUUCGAGCGAUUGUUCAUCAUCCUCGAACUGACCCUACUGACUCCCGGAGAAGAGGUGGGGCGUCGAAUUGGCAAUCCUGUGAACUUUGGCUCUGAUUCCAAGUCAGCGGUCACCCCUCAAGCUGACAACCCACAACCUUCUUCUAUGUCAAGAUCAAUUGCCCCUCCUUCCCACUCUUCAUCCAGCAUGUUUGGUGAGACUAAGAAAGCAACACCAAGCGCAUCAGCCAGUCGCAACUCAGACAUGGCUGCAAAUGCACUCAGUGGGCCAACUCAUCCCAUCUCCAGUCUUACCCCAUACCAAAACAAGUGGACUGUUCGGGCCCGGGUCACCAACAAGUCAGGUAUACGAACAUAUUCCAAUUCACGAGGUGAGGGGAAGCUCUUUUCAGUGGACUUCACAGAUGAGAGUGGAGAAAUACGUGCAACAGGUUUCAACGAUGCCUGUGACAAGUUAUAUGACCUGCUUGAACUGGGGAAGGUGUAUUACAUAAGUCGAUGCUCCCUGAAGUCUGCACGCAAGGAAUACAACAACCUCAAAAAUGACUAUGAGAUGUAUUUCAAUUCUGAUACGGCCAUCAUCCCAUGCCAUGAUGCUGCUGAUGAUGUUCCCUCAGUGCAGUAUAACUUUGUUCCCAUCAGUUCCUUACCUAGCUACUUGGAGAAACCAGGACUUCAUGAUGUUAUUGGUGUUUGCAAAUCUGCGGGUGAUGUCCAAAACAUCACGGUUCGGUCAACAAAUCGAGAGACGUCAAAGCGAGACCUGACCUUGGUGGACAAGUCAGGUCAUGAGGUCAUUUUAACUCUAUGGGGGGAAGAAGCCCUGAAAUUUGACCCAGCAGCUCAGCCAAUUGUUGCAUGCAAGGGACUGAGGCUCAGCACCUUCAAUGGCUGCUCAGCUUCCUCUGUCAGCAGCACCCUCAUUCAGAUCAAUCCAGACAUCCCAGAGGCACAUACCUUGAGAGGUUGGUAUGACAAUGUUGGCUGUCAGAUGGAAACACAGAGCAUCUCCACUCAGCGAGGUGCAGGUGGGGCUGGAGGGAUGGGUGGAAACUGGUUGACCCUGGGUGAAGCAAAGGUGGACCAGCUGGGCUCCCAGCAGACUGACUACUACAACUGUAAGGCAAGUGUGGUGAUGAUCAAGAAGGAGAACUGCAUGUACAUGGCAUGCCCCAAUGGGGACUGCAACAAGAAGGUCAUUGACCAAAACAAUGGCCUCUACAGAUGUGAGAAGUGCAACAAGGAAUUUGCCAACUACAAGUGGAGGCUCAUGCUCCAAAUGAAUAUUGCAGACUUCACAGACAGUGCAUGGGUGACUUGCUUUCAUGAUGUGGCUGAGACCGUGUUGGGUGUGUCAGCAGGAGACCUGGGUCAUCUUCGAGACAGCGAUCCCACAGCGUUCAACCAGGUUCUUGAUGAUGCGCACUUCAAAAGCUUUAUCUUUCGACUUCAGGUCAAGCUGGAGAACUACAAUGAUGAGAUGAGGCUGAGAACAAGAGUCUUCUCGGCCACUCCGAUCGACCAUGCACAGUAUGCCAAGCGCCUGGAAGAAGAGCUCAAGAAACUGGGCAUU
Messenger RNA from Darwinula stevensoni, 1755 nucleotides. Lineage: Eukaryota; Metazoa; Arthropoda; Ostracoda; Podocopida; Darwinulidae. The record is from the annotation of a GenBank genome assembly.